AUGUCGCUAAAGGGCUUCCGCCACAAGAAGCUACUUGAAUUCAACUCAGACAGGUUGGUGUACAGGAUCGAUAGAGAGGAGAAGGACAUCUACACCAAGAUGAAGGCGAACAUUGCUGGUGGUCCUUCUAUCAUCUUCAACAGAUACGCGAAACGCAACGAGACCAAGAUUCGAGGGGGUAGGAUCUGCAAAAAGAUCAUCGGCUGA
Molecule: messenger RNA, 207 nt
Organism: Phytophthora sojae
Lineage: Eukaryota; Oomycota; Peronosporomycetes; Peronosporales; Peronosporaceae
Exons: 1
Coding region: 1-207 (68 amino acids)
Source: RefSeq, a predicted model, not a curated record